GAUCUUCGCGCGCGCGUCUGUUUGUCUUUGGGCACGUGUUUGUCCGCGCGCGUGGGUGGUUUCACUCACGAGCUCGCGCGUUAUUUUUGACAGUGAUUUGACGCCAUAGAAACGUCACACUUUGCCCAUGCACGCGCAGGAGCGCACCGUAGCCAGGCUGAGUGGAUAGUGAAAGUGGUUCAGGAGGAUGCGCAUGAAAGGUUUCGUUAAGAGGGAUCUUCCACACAGUCAGCAACCCAGAUAGAGACAGGUUAGGCGUGCACAGGUUGCCAUGGCGAUAGAAAAUCGAUGAUCAAACUCAGCUUAACGCAGACUAGAUAACGAAUAAACCCUGCUUCGUCAGACAGGCCACUGAUGAGCUUCAGUUUUUGUUUUUACCUCCGUUUGACCAAUCAGCGCGGUGUUGCUAGGCUGGCCCUUGCUCUGAUUGGUGGACACGGAUGUCCGUUAGUGUCGAUGACGCGCAGGAUGAUUUCUGCUCAAUUACAUGAAACACCCCAAAACACGUCCGCACCAGCUCAGAGCAAACACUGCAGAGGACACACACACACACACACACACACUCACUCACACACACUCACACACACACGGCUUCUCCAAAACAUAAGCUGGCUUUCCUUUACAGCAAAAGACACGGUGCCUUUUAGGGGUCAUUUCUACUUUUCAGAGGUGUGUGUGUCCUACCCCACGCACCACCACGGCCCUCACGUGUGUGUUGCGCUGUUUCCCGUGUGAGCCGUCUUGGGCCGGCAGCCCCUUUGUGCAACGUGCACCAAGCCCGCCUAUGCUCACCAUGACGCGCUCCAAAACCUUCCAGGCCUACCUUCCCACCUGUCACCGCACCUACAGCUGCAUCCACUGCCGUGCACACCUCGCCAACCACGACGAGCUCAUCUCUAAGUCCUUUCAAGGAAGUCAAGGCAGAGCCUAUCUUUUCAACUCAGUGGUGAAUGUAGGUUGUGGUCCAGCAGAAGAGCGAGUGCUCCUCACCGGACUUCACGCAGUAGCAGACAUCUACUGUGAGAACUGCAAAACUACACUGGGAUGGAAAUAUGAGCACGCCUUUGAGAGCAGCCAGAAGUACAAGGAGGGUAAGUUUAUCAUCGAGCUGGCCCACAUGAUAAAGGACAAUGGCUGGGACUGAGGUCUGAGGGAGCUGUGAUGGAGUAUGGAUGAAGCCAGUUCAGAUGCUGGCUGUGUGGGUAAACAAGUGACGCUGGUUUCAUGUCGUCUUCUCUCUUGUAUUCUAUUUAACAUUUCUCCCACACACACACAAACACUCCUAGUUCCAGGGUUGCAGGUGUAGAGUCAGGGGUUCUCUGCAUAAGCUACAGAGGAGAGGCAGUCCCAGGAACAGUGUAUGUGCGUGUGUGUGCUUCCCAGCUGAAUGAAUGAACAUGUGAAUAUAUGAACACAUCCACUAAAAGGUGUGUAGACAUGUACACUCACCUAGAUAUAUAUACACCAAAGUAGUUACUUGCAUGUCCCACCCAUCCCAGCCCAAGACAACCCGAUGUGUUUGUGUGUCACCAAACUUGGGUUCCACACCAAACUUGGCAGGGCCGUGGGGUCACAGAGUUAAAGAGUCUAUAUAGGAGGGUGCUAAGGUGAUUAUCCCAAAUCCAGCUGAGUUUGGCCACUGCCAGCUUGGGCCAAUGACGACAGGUCUCUGAAUGGGCCUCUGAUGGAGACAGCCAAUGAAAGAGGCCCAUAUGAGGGGUAAAACCAGUCAUAUUGGCAGGCAGAGCUUUCUAGCGAGACUGCCCUGUCUCACAGUUUAUAAGACACUAACAUCUGAUCCAUUCUGAGUAGCUCUCCUUUGCCCUUACAUACAAAAGUAAAUAUUAACCAGUAUGUGUAACUGGAUACAUGGUGUCGUAUUCAGACCUAAAAAUCUGUAUUCAGCAUUAGCCGCCUGUGCUAGUCCUGCUUUUGUUGUGUGAUUAUAUUUUUAGGAAUUACUGCUGGGCAUGAGGACGAGGUUUUCAGAGCUUUCUCACAUGAUGUGCAGAAGCUGAGGUACAAUACUGGAAUACUGCCUCCUACUAACAAGCAUUUUUUAAACUGAAAAAUAACUCCAGAGUUUAAUAACUCCAGAGUGUUGGUGUCUCCACGUCAACCAAAGAACCCGUCCAUCUAUAAUUAGUUACAUGAACAGCAGAUAGGCUGUAGUGACAUGAGGGGUCCUGUCUUUGCCAGGCAGUUGCAAUGACCAACAUCAACUGCUGCAGCGUGGCACAAACAAAUAAAAACAUUUCCAAAAACGACAAACCAUUUUCAUUCUUUCAUCUAGCAAUAUGCAGUCUGUGCAAAAGGGUGUGGUGAAGUAAAAUAUAAAUAUAAGGCACUUACUUAAUAUUUUCUAGGCCAAUUAUAUUACUCAUACUUCCAACAAACAGCACAAAGGAAUAUCACAAACAUGACAUAAAUCUGUAUGUUGGUUAUUUUGUGCAGCUCUCAGGCCACAGGUUUAAGUAUUUUGAGUUCUUUAAGCACUCAUUCAGCACUCCUUGUAUACAUCUGGUAUGGGUGGAGCUGGGUAAGAUGUAGCCACCAGUUAAAUAUGCUGUUGAACUGUAUUAUAAAAUUCCAUACAGUAUCAUAUGUAUUGCUGUCAUUGUUGUGCAUUUCCAGCAUGCAUUUUGUUCACUCCAAUUAAUCAUGAACUCACCAGAUUAUCCAAUGAUCACCAUAAAGAUCCAACACUUGCAGUUUUGCGUGAUGCCAGAUGACCAAAAUUUGUGAGAUCAUGAAAUACCAAUAAUGCUGUAGUGCUGCAUGUGACAGUCUUUGUUUGUACAGAUGAAGAUCAGGGUUAAGGAGUUAAAAGUAGCUUAAGGCCAGCUUUUGUCUCUAAGGUGAAAUGCAUUAUUUCAUUUUGUAAAUGACAGAUAUUAAUAUAUUUAAGCACUUACAUGUAUAUUAAUGAGAGGCAUCACUAUUUAGGUUAAUCUGUAUGUUUCAGACUGUAAAUAAACAUGUACGGUUUGUUAUUUAUGACUGAAUAUCAUACUGUGCUUUCUGUCUGGAGCCCUAAUUGGGUGUGCAAUAUUUGCCAAUUUUUUUUUUUUUUUUUUUACUCUUGAAAAUGUUUCAGGCUUAGUGUCUUUUAUAAAAUGAUGACUAUAUAUUAACUACUGCUGGAGAUUGAUCUAAAUUAAAAUAAAAGAUAUGGUAAGUUGC
Molecule: messenger RNA, 3183 nt
Organism: Pangasianodon hypophthalmus (striped catfish)
Lineage: Eukaryota; Metazoa; Chordata; Actinopteri; Siluriformes; Pangasiidae
Gene: ypel2b
Product: yippee-like 2b
Exons: 5
Coding region: 785-1144 (119 amino acids)
Source: RefSeq, a predicted model, not a curated record